Molecule: messenger RNA, 2161 nt
Organism: Pteronotus mesoamericanus
Lineage: Eukaryota; Metazoa; Chordata; Mammalia; Chiroptera; Mormoopidae
Gene: PIM3
Product: Pim-3 proto-oncogene, serine/threonine kinase
Exons: 6
Coding region: 251-1231 (326 amino acids)
Biological process (GO): regulation of mitotic cell cycle; negative regulation of apoptotic process; protein autophosphorylation
Cellular component (GO): cytoplasm
Molecular function (GO): protein serine/threonine kinase activity; ATP binding
Source: RefSeq, a predicted model, not a curated record
GCCUGCUGUGCGUAUACGAGGUCCACGCGGGCUUAGCCGGGGCCACUUCGCCGCGCGACGGCCUCGCCCGCGCGAGUCUCGGCACUCCAAGGGCCGCUGUUCCCGCGACGCCCGCCCACCCGCGCCCGCCGCCGUCGGGGGCUCGGGUCUCCGCGCGACCCGGGGCGGCCGCCCUCUCGCGUCCGCAGCCGCGCGGGGAGCCGAGCCCGGCGAGAGGCGGCGCAGAGCCCGCGCCCCGCCGCCGCCCGCGAUGCUGCUCUCCAAGUUUGGCUCUCUGGCGCACCUCUGCGGGCCGGGCGGCGUGGAUCACCUCCCGGUGAAGAUUCUGCAGCCGGCGAAGGCGGACAAGGAGAGUUUUGAGAAGGUGUACCAGGUGGGCGCCGUACUGGGCAGCGGCGGCUUCGGCACGGUCUACGCGGGCAACCGCAUCGCCGACGGGCUCCCGGUGGCCGUGAAGCACGUGGUGAAGGAGCGGGUGACCGAAUGGGGCAGCAUCGGCGGUGCGGCUGUGCCCCUCGAAGUGGUGCUGCUGCGGAAGGUGGGCGCGGCGGGCGGCGCGCGCGGCGUCAUCCGCCUGCUGGACUGGUUCGAGCGGCCCGACGGCUUCCUGCUGGUGCUCGAGCGGCCGGAGCCGGCCCAGGACCUUUUCGACUUCAUCACGGAGCGCGGCGCCCUCGACGAACCCCUGGCGCGCCGCUUCUUCGCGCAGGUGUUGGCCGCGGUGCGCCACUGCCACGCCUGCGGGGUGGUGCACCGCGACAUCAAGGACGAGAACCUUCUGGUGGACCUGCGCUCGGGGGAGCUCAAGCUCAUCGACUUCGGCUCCGGCGCGCUGCUCAAGGACACAGUGUACACGGAUUUCGACGGCACCCGAGUGUACAGCCCCCCGGAGUGGAUCCGCUACCACCGCUACCACGGGCGCUCGGCCACUGUCUGGUCCCUGGGCGUGCUGCUCUAUGACAUGGUUUGCGGGGACAUCCCCUUCGAGCAGGACGACGAGAUCCUGCGGGGCCGCCUCUUUUUCCGGAGGAGGGUCUCCCCAGAGUGCCAGCAGCUCAUCCAGUGGUGUCUGUCCCUGCGGCCCUCGGAGCGGCCUUCCCUGGACCAAAUCUCCGCCCACCCCUGGAUGCUGGGGGCGGACGGGGGCAGCUCGGAGAACUGUGACCUUCGCCUCUGCUCCCUGGACGCGGAUGACGGGGCCAGCACCACCUCCAGCAGCGAGAGCUUGUGAGGAGCCCGCGGCGCCUGGCUCGUGGGAGCCGGACAGGCCGCCUGCCCCGCCCUCCGCAGGGUGUCUCCUGCUGGGGCUGGCCGCUCCUGGAGACAGCAGUGACCUCUGACCCCGGGUGACCUUUACUUUUGGCACCGGGCCCUUCCCUUUGCUUUGAGUGCCUUUUCGAACGCUGCUCUCACGGGACUUGGUUUUCUCAAGCUCUGUCUGCCUGUCCAAAGACCUCGGUGGAAGCAGCGUCCGCCCGCAGUGGGCGGGUGCUGGGCCCCAAGACUGUCCCUGUCCUGUGCUUCCGGAGGGCGGCCCGGCGGGCCCCCGCACCUCCCCGUCUGACCAAGCUGGACCAAGAGCACUCUCGUGCUGUGGCCCCGCCUCGCCGGGGCCGGGCCCCGCGUACCCACCUCCCGCGCCCGCCCUCGUUUCUCCGUGUCCGCCCGGGCGUGUCCGUGCACAAGCAAUGCAACGUUCCGGCCUCCGCCGCCCACGCUGGCGCCCGCGGGCCGCGAACGUCUUAUUUAUGGUGUGACCCCCGCAGAGGGCUAUUUAUUGUUUAAUUUAUUUGUGGAGGGUCCUCCUCAGCAGCCCGCCCCACCAGGCCCCCGGGGAAGGGAGGCGGGGUCGGGUGGACCCCCGUCUAAGCCUGCGCCUGCCGGGGAACCGGCGUGUACAGGGGCUGCUUUACGGGCGCGGCUGAUUCCGCCCCCUUGGGCUCUGCGUCCCAGGGGGUGGGUUUUAAGUUAUUGAUCUUGUACAGUCUGCUUGUUGGCUCUGGAAGUCCGGGGGUGGGGGGACAGAGUCUCAAGCCUUUAAUUUAUUUUAGCAGCUGUGUGUCUGUGGUCCUGGUGUGCAGGCAUCGGGGACGGGGGUUCUUCCAGUUUAAAAGCAAGAUGUCUGCAGAUCAUAUUUUUUUAUACUGGGAUUUCAAUUAAA